Eptesicus fuscus (big brown bat) is the source of this 954-nucleotide messenger RNA. It is a transcript of the gene NUDT16L1, whose product is annotated as nudix hydrolase 16 like 1. The transcript is spliced from 4 exons. The record is from RefSeq and is a predicted model, not a curated record. Gene Ontology annotation, cellular component: nucleus. NCBI's taxonomy places the organism in Eukaryota, Metazoa, Chordata, Mammalia, Chiroptera, Vespertilionidae. Bases 25 to 657 code for a protein of 210 amino acids. Gene Ontology annotation, molecular function: snoRNA binding.
UGCGGCGCGGUGGGUAGUAACAAGAUGUCGGCUGCGGUGCCAGAGCUGAAGCAGAUCAGCCGGGUGGAGGCGAUGCGCUUGGGGCCGGGCUGGAGCCACUCGUGCCACGCCAUGCUGUACGCCGCUAACCCCGGGCAGCUUUUCGGCCGCAUCCCCAUGCGCUUCUCGGUGCUGAUGCAGAUGCGCUUCGACGGGCUGCUGGGCUUCCCCGGGGGCUUCGUGGACCGGCGCUUCUGGUCGUUGGAGGACGGACUGAACCGGGUGCUGGGCCUGGGCCUGGGCUGCCUGCGCCUCACCGAGGCCGACUACCUGAGCUCGCACCUGACCGAGGGCCCGCACCGCGUCGUGGCACACCUGUACGCGCGGCAGCUGACGCUGGAGCAGCUGCACGCCGUGGAGAUUAGCGCGGUUCAUUCGCGCGACCACGGCCUGGAGGUGCUGGGACUGGUGCGGGUCCCGCUGUACACCCAGAAGGACCGAGUCGGUGGCUUUCCCAACUUCCUGAGCAAUGCCUUCAUCAGCACAGCUAAAUACCAGCUCCUCUUCGCCCUCAAGGUGCUCAACAUGAUGCCGGAGGAAAAGCUGGCUGAAGCUGUGGCUGCAGCCACCGAGAAGCAGAAGAAGGCCCUGGAGAAGCUGCUCCCAUCUUCUUCCUGAGGUUGCUCCGUAUGAUCUACAGGCAGCUCCCAGAGAUGGUCUGGAAAUACCCGUCGAGUGUGCAGAAUGACAACAGCAGAGCCACCACGGGCAGGAAGGUCACCGCUGGCAGUCUCCUAUGGCCCCAAGUCUGGCUCAACUCCGUGAAGCUACUGGAAAGUUCCCACAGUGCCUCCCCAGCCUAAGAAAAGCGGUGCUGCCUGCCCAGCCUGGGCAUCUGUUCCACCUUAGAGCCCUGAUGAAGCAGCCACACUGGGCAAAGGCACUCCACUCUGUAAAUAAAAUACCUGAACUUUG